AUGCCCAUCUGCAUCAGUUGCAAGGGCAAGACCUUCAUCCGCGACGACAUCACCAACAACCUCGCCUGCUCCACCUGCGGACGGCUCCAAGAGUACGACAAUUUGGUCGACCAGUACGGCGGCAUCAACGGCCCCACCGGCACCUUCGUCUCCGUCGGCACCACCGGCACCGGCAACGUUUACAGCUACAAAGAGACCAAAAUAUACGAGGCAAGAAAGCUCAUCGACGACGUGUCGCUUAGGCUGGGAUUUUCGCCCUCCGAAUCCGACGACGUCAAGAGAAUGGUUGCGACAAUCACCGAAGGUGAGUACGGCCAAGGUAAUUGGUUCAAUGUUUUCGUUGGUGCUUGCUCCUAUGUUGGCAUGAGAAGAGAUAACAAGUCCUUGCCGAUCUCCGAGGUUGCCUCGGUGAUCGGCUCCGAUGCCUAUGAACUUGGUAGGAUGAUCAUGCGGGUUGUUAAUUUCCUCGAUUUGAAAAAACCCAAUUUUCCAGAAUUCGAUAUUGUCAACUUGUUCGAGCGGACGCUUAGGAAUUCGCAUAGUUUCGCUGAUGUUGAAGGGGAUAAGGUGCAGAGAAUGAAAAAACAGGGCAUAUUUUUGAUACAUUGUGCCAUGAAGUGGUUCUUGACCACCGGGCGUAGGCCGCUUCCAAUUGUGGCAGCGGUGUUGGUGCUCGUGGCGGAGUUGAAUGGUAUUAGCGUUAGGAUUGAGGAAUUGGCUAAGGAAAUCCAUGCUGUUGUACAUACUAGUAGGUUGAGGUAUAGGGAGCUUUUACAGGCGCUUGUGAAGGUUGCACAAGCCUUGCCUUGGGGGAAGGAUAUUACAGUUAAGAAUGUGGUUAAGAAUGCCCCGUUUGUGAUUCAGUAUAUGGAGAGGAAGGCAAUGUCAAAGCCGAGUAAGAAGAAGGAUUCGGAGGGCGAUGUUGGGUUAGAUUUGGGAGAUGUUGUUAGAGAUUGUUUGAGGAAAGAUAUUGGAGAUGGGACUGAUAUGAUGUCCUUUGAAGAUGAUUCUGAAACCGAAAUGGAAAAGUUAAAGCUUGCACACCAGUCUCGGUAUUUUGAGGUAGAAGAUGGUGGGUGCGCAUUGAGUGUUGACAAUGUGGAUAAGCUGAAACUUUCACAUGAAUGCUUAUCCAUGAUGUACUCAAAGUUUUUGGAUGAGGUUGGGAAUGUUAAGUCGUCUGGGGGGUUAAAAGAGGUUCGUGAAAGGAAAAAGAGGCGGGGUUUUGAGCUCCAUGCUUGUACAGAGUGGUGGAAUGGAAAGUCUGCAUUGAGCAGGAGGCUUCUACUUAAGGAGAUAUUGGAGAAAGAUGUAGGAUUGGAUGUUGUGCCCCCAUCUUUUGUUAAUGGUUGCGUGACUGUAAAGAAGAGGAGAGAAAAGAUAAAUGCUGCCAAGCUGCGUAUUGAUAAAAUUAUGCAUCCAUUAAAUGCUCAUUCAGGUGACAGUAUCGAUACUCGCACUACUGAAGAUGUACAUAGUACGAAGAAGAGAAAGAGAGCACAAGGUAUUGAUUGGGAAGAUUUAAUUAUUGAAACUCUUCUCCUUCAUCGAGUAAAAGAGGAGGAAAUUGAGAAGGGGUGGUACAAUGUCCUACUGGAAUUACAUGUGUUCAACUCUGGGAUUGUGUGA
This is a messenger RNA of Prunus armeniaca (apricot), 1629 nucleotides long. Lineage: Eukaryota; Viridiplantae; Streptophyta; Magnoliopsida; Rosales; Rosaceae. The record is from the annotation of a GenBank genome assembly.